Messenger RNA from Suncus etruscus (white-toothed pygmy shrew), 1361 nucleotides. It is a transcript of the gene DCN, whose product is annotated as decorin. The coding region runs from base 196 to 1284 and encodes 362 amino acids. The record is from RefSeq and is a predicted model, not a curated record. The transcript is spliced from 8 exons. Lineage: Eukaryota; Metazoa; Chordata; Mammalia; Eulipotyphla; Soricidae. Gene Ontology annotation, molecular function: protein binding.
CUUACUUUUUUGACUGUGCUAUGGAGUAGAAGCAGAAGCUUUAGUGACAGUCAGUGCUGCACCUACCCCUCCUUCUCCCCACACCUGCAAGCUUUUGCUUGGGCUGAAUUUAGUGUAAUUACAUCUCAGCUUUGCUCCUGAGGCAAAUCCCCGGAUUGAAAGGUUCCUUGGUUUCGAAAACAUAUGAGAUAGAAGAUGAAGGCCGCCAUCAUUUUUCUUCUGCUUGUCCAAGUUUCCUGGGCUGGCCCUUUUCAACAGAAAGGCUUAUUUGACUUUAUGCUUGAAGAUGAGGCUUCUGGGGAAGGUUCAGAAGAGGUCCCCAAGAAGCCUGACUUUCCUGGUCUAGAUCCCUUAGGACCAAUGUGUCCCUUCCGAUGUCAGUGCCAUCUCCGAGUUGUCCAGUGUUCUGAUUUGGAUUUGAAGGAAGUGCCAAAAGACCUACCCCCUGACACUAUGCUGCUAGAUCUGCAAAACAACAAGAUAACUGAAAUCAAAGAUGGGGACUUUAAGAACCUGAAGAACCUUCAUGCACUGAUUCUUAUCAACAAUAAAAUCAGCAAAAUCAGUCCUGGAGCUUUUGCACCUUUGGUGAAACUGGAACGACUUUAUCUAUCCAAGAAUCAGCUUAAGGAUUUGCCAGAAAAAAUGCCCAAAACUCUGCAGGAACUUCGUGUCCACGAGAAUGAGAUCACCAAAUUGCGAAAAGCUGUGUUCAAUGGACUAAAUCAAAUGAUUGUCAUAGAACUGGGUACCAACCCUCUGAAAAGCACUGGGAUUGAAAAUGGGGCAUUCCAGGGAAUGAAGAAGCUCUCUUACAUCCGAAUCGCUGACACCAAUAUCACCAGCAUUCCUCAAGAUCUUCCUCCUUCUCUUACUGAAUUACAUCUUGAUGGCAACAAAAUCACAAAAAUUGAUGGAUCAAGCUUGAAGGGAUUGAAUAAUUUGGCUAAGUUGGGACUAAGUUUCAACAGCAUAUCUACUGUUGAGAAUGGUUCUUUGGCCAACACUCCCCAUUUGCGUGAACUUCACUUGGACAACAACAAGCUUAUCAAAGUGCCAGCUGGGUUGGCAGAACAUAAGUACAUACAGGUUGUCUACCUUCAUAACAAUAAUAUCUCUGCAAUUGGAACUAAUGACUUCUGUCCACCUGGCUACAACACCAAAAAGGCUUCUUAUUCUGGUGUGAGCCUUUUCAGCAACCCAGUCCAAUACUGGGAGAUCCAACCAUCCACCUUCCGGUGUGUCUAUGUGCGCUCUGCCAUUCAGAUUGGAAACUACAAGUAAUUUACAUAAGGGGGAUUUUUUUCAUAUGUUGAAGUAAAAUCUCAUACAUGACAUUUCUCAGAAGAAAGAAAAGAAAA